Chironomus riparius is the source of this 1267-nucleotide messenger RNA. The record is from the annotation of a GenBank genome assembly. NCBI's taxonomy places the organism in Eukaryota, Metazoa, Arthropoda, Insecta, Diptera, Chironomidae.
AUAUUGAACUCGAGGAGAAAAGGAGCAAAAACAUAUUUUUUUUUUUGAAAAAUGUGGACGAUUUUUGGUUUAAUUAUAUUUUGGUGCCUACAUCUAGUUAGAUUAGAUGAUUUGUCAUGUUAUUUCAUGACUCAUAGUGAUGGUUACAAUUGUCACAUGAGAGGAAACUUUGAACAAAAUACGACUAUUACAUCCAUAAAUGGAGUUCAUAAUAAAUUGAAAAAUGACAGUCACGUUGAAGUUUUGUUCAUAGAAAGGACAUCACUUACAAAAUAUCUUCCAUUUGGAAUCUGUGCCUACUUUGACAAUUUAAUGGAACUUGAAUGCUUUGGAUCACAAGUAUUUGAAUUGACACGUGAAGUUUUUAAUGGCUGUACAAAACUAGAUUCAAUGACAAUCCAAAACUCUAAAUUUACAAGUUUACCAACGGAUGUAUUUAAUGAUCUAAACAUCCUUAGAACUUUAGAAAUUUCUUCAACAAAAUUAAGUGUCCUCCAAUCAGGAUUGUUUGAUAAAACUCAAAAUUUAUUAAAGCUUGACUUGCAGAAGAAUCAACUUGCAAUAAUUAAUGUAAUAUUUCCAACAAGUGUCAUUCGAAUUGACCUCAAAAACAAUUUGUGCAUCGAUAGCAAUUUCACAAGACCUGCUAAUAUUAUUUAUCAGAAAUGCAGUAACGAAUCAAUCUCAAUCGUUGACCCUACAACCGAAGAUCCAUCAGUAAGAAUUUUGAUUGACAAAUUAAAUGCCUCAAUUAUUUCAAACGAACUAGAAAUUAAAAAGCUAAUGAAUUUCACACUUAAAAAUAAUGAUAAUUACAAUAAUGGCAUUUUAAUGAGACUUAACAAAAGUCAAUUCUCUUUAGAAAACAUUCAAAAUUCAUCUUUAAUAGAACAACAAGCUGUCAACGACAAAGUUGAUAGUGAGUUGAGAAAAAUCAAUCAAGACCUUGUUGAUGCCAAAAGUGAGUUUGAAAAUAAAUACUCUUUUUCAGAAUCUGGAAGAAAUACAAAAGUUGAUAACAUAGAGAGAGAUCUUAAUAAGUUGAGCAUGGAAAAUGAAAGAAGAUUUUCAUGGAACGAGACAUUGAUUUAUAUGAUGAUCAUUUUAGUAAUUGUCAGUAUCCUCUUAUUCAUGAUCACUCUUAUAACUGUGAGAAGAGCAAAUCAAAAUAAUAUUAAUAAUUUUCUUUUAAGUAGCAUGGACACUGAUUGAGAUAAUUGUGAUUUUAAAGGAAAUAAAAAACAAGAAAAAUUUUUGUCCAAUCUCA